AAAAAGGCGCAGGAGGCGGCAGAGCCGGAGGGAGGGAGGCAGGCCUAGGCCUAGGUCUGCUUUGCCUUGCCCAGCCCGCGCGCGGUGUAUUGUGGGGCGCCGCGGCAGGAGGCAGCAGUGGUGGGCGGAGGGGCGGCCGCCGCGGCGGGACCAGGCCCUGGAGCCCCUGGCGUCGGCGGGGCCCCGGCGCUCUUCGGGAUCUCCCCCCCGGUCUCCUCCUCCUGCAGCGCAGCCAUGGGAGACUCUGGACGGGCCGGAGCAGAAGAGGCCAUGUGAGGAGGAGGAGGAGGACCCUUUUGUCUGGCUGUCUGUUGCCCCAAUCCCUCUUUGCAGUGGGGCUGAAGAAGAGCAUGGUUGCAGGAGUCCGGACAGCUCUUCCCUCAGCUCAUCUCCCCCCUUGCGGGGCACUGGAGCAUCCCCCCUGCCUGAGCCUUCGGCCCCCCUGCACCCCUCCAUGAUUGGGUCUGCCAUGACCACCUCCAUCAGCGGGCUGGGGUCUCCCUUCCCUGUCAUCAGCUCCUCCAUGGGGUCCCCAGGCUUUCCAGCGACCCCCUCCAUCGGCUAUGGGCCAGUCAGCAGCCCCCAGAUCAACUCCACGGUGAACCUGUCCGGCCUCCACUCGGUCAGCAGCUCGGACGACGUGAAGCCCCCGCUGGGCAUGAGGGUGGUGCCAGGCCACCCCCACGGCAGCAUGAUGCCCGGGAAGCGGCUCUGUGCCAUCUGCGGAGACCGGUCUUCAGGGAAGCAUUAUGGGGUGUACAGCUGCGAGGGCUGCAAGGGCUUCUUCAAGCGCACCAUCCGGAAAGACCUCAGCUACACCUGCCGCGACAACAAGGACUGCACCGUGGACAAGCGCCAGCGCAACCGCUGUCAGUACUGCCGCUACCAGAAAUGCCUGGCCACCGGCAUGAAGCGCGAAGCCGUGCAGGAGGAGCGUCAGCGUGGGAAGGACAAGGAAGGGGAGGGGGAGUUGGCUGGGGGAGGUGCCAACGAGGACAUGCCCGUGGAGAAGAUCCUGGAGGCGGAGCUCGCGGUGGAGCAAAAGUCGGAGCAGAGUGUCGACGGAUCGAGCCCGGGGGCCAGUUCGGUGAGUUGGGGCGGUGGUGGUGCUGCUGCGGGAUCAGAACAGAUCUCACCCCGGACGUUUGAAGGGAACGAGCCCAAUGAUCCCGUGACCAACAUCUGCCAGGCAGCCGACAAGCAGCUCUUCACGCUGGUGGAGUGGGCCAAGCGCAUCCCCCACUUUUCGGAGCUGCCCCUCGAUGACCAGGUCAUCCUCCUCCGGGCAGGCUGGAACGAGCUGCUGAUUGCCUCAUUUUCCCACCGCUCAAUUUCGGUGAAAGACGGGAUACUCCUGGCCACGGGGCUGCACGUUCAUCGCAACAGCGCCCACAGCGCCGGCGUGGGGGCCAUUUUUGACAGGGUGCUAACCGAGCUGGUGUCGAAGAUGCGUGAUAUGCGGAUGGACAAGACGGAGCUGGGCUGCCUCCGGGCCAUCAUCCUCUUCAACCCGGAUGCGAAGGGGCUGUCUAACCCAGGAGAGGUGGAGCUGCUGCGCGAGAAGGUCUACGCCUCUCUGGAGUCCUACUGCAAACAGAAGUACCCCGAGCAGCAGGGCAGGUUUGCCAAGCUGCUCCUCCGUCUUCCUGCCCUGCGCUCCAUUGGGCUGAAGUGCUUGGAGCACCUCUUCUUCUUCAAGCUCAUCGGAGACACCCCCAUUGACACCUUUCUCAUGGAGAUGCUGGAGGCCCCACACCAGAUGUCCUGACCUUCCUCCCACCGCUGCCACCGCCAAGAGCAACACUCCUGCCGAGAGGACGGGGGUGCGGAGCGCAUUCUCGUUUGGGGACACUACAGGGACGUGACCGAGGGAGCGGGGGGCCGGACGUGGCGCCAUCCAUCUGCCUCCCUUCUUGUGACGCUACUGGCUGUCCCAUCAGCCGCCUCCCACGCCAGCCACGCCCAGAAGAUGGCAAAGGGUCAGCGGGGGAGGGCCUGUUGGCUUCCUUGGUGACUGCAACGGCCUUGCACAGAACGUGUGUGUGGGGGGGGAUCCUUUUCUGGCCCGCUUUCCCUGAUGCGCUCUUGAGCUGUGGGAGGUGAUGGUUUGAAGGGGGAGGGGGUACGUCGCCUCACCCCAUCCUUGAUUGGGGGGGACUGGCCUGCCCCCCUGGACGUGGCUCAAAAAUCAGGUUAAAAGACAAGGUACUAUGUUUCAGGGGCUGCCUUCUCUUUCUUGUGGGUCACAGGCUCUCCUGCAUCCCCUUUGUGCUCGGGGCUGAGAAGGGGGAGUUCCCAGGACAGUGUUUUGGAAUUAUCUCCCCCCCUUUUUUUUUUUUGACACUGAUACAAGUAGCCAGGCUGCCGUUCUGUGCUUGUGGGAUUGGGGGGGGGUGGACUUGUGGAGGCAGCUCCCUGACCCAAAAGAGGAGCCUGGAUUCCUGUGACCCUCACUUUAGAAAAUGUGUGGGGUGCGCCAUAAUCUUGCCCUGCCCCCACUGAUACUUGCUCCCUCUUUCCACCUGAGCCCAAACUAGGCUUUUAAGAAAUGGAUUUUAAGGUAUUUGCGGCAUGCCAGGCUUUAGGGGAAGGGGGCGAGUUUCUCCCUCAAUAAUGGCUAUGAAAUGGUUUCCUGGGCUCUCGUCCGUCCCCCUCACAGCCGCCGUUCCUCCCCCUUUCUGUUUUAGCACUUUGAGCCUGCCCCCCCCCCGCGCCUUCCUCAUCUAUGCAAGGAGGUGUGGAGUUUGGGGAGGGAGGGGGUGGAGGACAGAGGGGGCCUGUGUGCGCAUGUGCUCCAGCCCCAAAGUGAGGAGGGUCCUGAUUUGCAGCUUCCUCUCUCCUCCAGAACGUCAAGGGGGGGAGGAACGAUAGGCCGCUGCAGGCCCUGCGAGGCUAUAGCAAUAAAGCGCUGUGGGGCGGGGCAAGGGGGCUGCUGUGUUGCACCUGCCCCUCAUCCAAGAAUCUGGGCUGCUUGAGGUCAUUUGAGGGGGGGAGGCGAUGCCUGGUGAGUAGAGCAAGCCCCCCACUCUGUCCCUCCCCCCUUUCCCUUUGGGUGUCCUGCUCUGUGUGGGGGAGGCAAGGCCGGAGGGGGAUCCACUGGAGUGGGAGUGGAGGCAACACGCACACUGCUUCCCCCAGCAUGCCCAUGUUCAUUCACUCCCCCCCACACGCACACUCCCCAUUUAUUUUGUUUCUCACCCACUCCCCCCGCCUCGCCCUCGAUCUCUGCUUUGGAAUAUGAUGAUUUAAUAAAAGCUGCUCUUUCCGGAGGAGAGCACCCCCCCUUCUCUCUCUCUCUCUCUCUCUCUCUCUCUCUCUCUCUCCCUCCCUCCCUCCCUCCCUCCCUCCCCACACCUUCCUCCUGUUUAAACCAGGGCUUACCUGAGGUUUUCGGUAUGAUCCGGGGAAAUUAACAGCAGUGCCUCUAGGUGUGCACUGACGGCUGGGGGGGGGGUCAGCAGAGCAGCCCAGAUGUUGAGAGGUCUUGAGUGCAAGUGUGUGUCCCCUGCCUGUUUACCAGGAUCUCCAGGUAGGGCUGGAAGAGAGCCUUGAAGAGCGGCUGCCAGUCAGUGUAGGAGCUGCACAGCUAGAUGGAGCCCAGUGGGAAGUCUCUUGACUCUCUUGGUGCACUUCCACCCACUGCCAGUAGAGGGCAGUAGUGCCGCAUGAGCGAGUGUCAUCUCCCCUCCCACUUUUGGCACCCUGCUCUGCCCCCCUCCCCCAAGGGUGUCACCUCCCCCCCCCAAAAAAAGACUUGUCCCCCCAUUCCUGGCUCUAAAGCACCCCUGGGUGAUCCUCUCAUUCACAUCCACUAUACUUUUUUCAGUGGGGUGGUAUGUGAAACUCUGCACUCCUCUCACUUCUUGUCCUCUGUCUGACUCCCCCCCCCAAAAAAAAUAGCUGAUGGCAAUACAUUGGCAGCUGUUUCAAGUUCCCUUUGCCACCCCCCUCCAGUCUCUAUGGGGCAGACUGUGGGUCCCCCUUCUUUACAAUAGCCCUCUUGUCCCCCCCUCCUCUCCCUUAGGUGGGCUUUCACGAGAAAGUUUGGCUAGUCCUCUGGGAGGAGUAGUUCCUCUGAGCAUGUACAGAGUGCCUUUUGCAUUUGCUGCUGAGUUAACUGCAACCCAUCCCUCAGAUUUAAGGGAUGGGGGCUCCUGCCCCCUCCCAAACACUCGGUAGCUCACUGAUUUCUAUGCCCAGUUGGAGGGUCCCAUUUAAAUGGUAAUGGGCUGUAGCAGAGACAUCACCCCCCUUUUCUCCUCUGUUCCCCAUCUCUGCCAGUUGGAGGGGGGUUGCUUUCAUUUCUGCAGAACAGCCUCUUUUUUCUCUCCCUCCCCCUGGGAAAUUCUUUACAUACCAUAAACCUGGUAAGGAUGGAUAAAACCAGUCCACUCCCCCCCCCCAAAGACGUCAACAGGAAGCAUCCAGUCUAAAUAUGCAAAGCCUCCCCCCCCCCAGUUUUAUUUUAAAUGCAAAAGCAUUUUAAGCCUGGCUGCUCUGUUGUGGCACAAUUCAUCUUCUCUCCCUUGGGGGGGGGGGCUUGGAAUCAUGGCCUGGGCUGACCCCCCCCAUGCCCUCUGUGCUGCAUCUGCCCCCCAGGCUUCAUCCUGGGCAUGAAUGGGGCUCAGUCCCUCCCAGGCUGGUGUUUUCACAGGCCAGGCUGAAAGCCGACCGCCACGAACUGCACAAAGGGGGGCCUGUUCCCCCUUCAAUGGGUCCUUGUCCUGCCCCCUCACCUGGCGGCCCCGGCAAGCCACGCAGACCCUGGCAGGCAGGCGCGGAGGAGGGAAGAGGAGCAAUGGUAGCUGCAGGGGCCCCCUCUCAAUGGAGGUAGCCCCACAAGGGAAAAGGCAGCCUUUGCCGGAGGGAAGCACUGAUGCCACUCCUCCCUCACUCUGCAUGCACAGACACACACACACACAGAGCUGCUCAGUUCCCUCCUAAGGUUGGCUCCCAGCCCCGGCAAAUAUCACAUACAUCACCUUAGCCUCUGAACAUGGGCAGAGUGUCGGCACACUUGCGGGCAGUUGCCUUUGUUUUAACAUUUUCAUUUUUGUCAAGCAAGUUUAUAAAUACCAGACUAAGUUCGGUCUUUCAAGGAGGCAUCUUGGGAAGGCUGAGCCCCUGCACAUCUCUCCUCCCCCCCCCCCCCGAGUGUCCAUAGGAGCCCGGCUGAAUCCCUCCUGCUUUGCUGUGCGACGGCUUCUCUGUGGCCUCUGGCUCACACCACGCCUGGUGCCAAGAAUAGCCCCGGCACUUGGCCACAUCCCGGCAGGACAUUCCUGCCUGCCAGUCUUGGCCACCCUGGGACGCCACCCACGUGCGUGGGAGGAAGGGGGGCACUGAAGUGAGGGGGCUCUUGAUAGCCGCCUCCACGAACGGGUGUCUAACCCACUUGAAAGCCAUCCAAGUUGGUGGCCGUUACUGCCACUUCGAGGAGCAAAUUCCUUUCUCUGGAAUCUCCAUCCAGCUUCAUCAGAAGUGCCCCAUUGAAUUCUAGGAUUGUGAGAUAUGGAGAGAAACCUUUUCCUGUGCUCUUCCGCACCUCUCUCACGUCCUCCCUCCAAACGCCCCACCCGCCCACACCCCAGUUAUACGGACCAUCUGGAAUGGGGAGGGUCCAAGAACUGGACUCUCAUCAGAACCGAUGGAACUAGCCUGGAUCAUCACUGUCCCUCCCGCUGCAUAACACCCAGUUGCCGACACCCCAUAAGAGCCUGGGGGUGUCCUUGCUGCUAACUGAGAUGUGUCCCAUCUAACCCAGCACCCGGUUCCCAAGAGGGGAUGUCCUAGGAAGGCCACAGGCCAAAUGUGGCUUGUACGACCCCAGCAUCUGGCAGCCAGAGAGAGGGUUCUUCUAAACCAGAAUGACCUCUUUAGCCACUACAGCAGGGCCCCACUUUACCGUGCUUCGCUAAU
Molecule: messenger RNA, 5919 nt
Organism: Rhineura floridana
Lineage: Eukaryota; Metazoa; Chordata; Lepidosauria; Squamata; Rhineuridae
Gene: RXRB
Product: retinoid X receptor beta
Exons: 11
Coding region: 455-1768 (437 amino acids)
Biological process (GO): cell differentiation; response to retinoic acid; anatomical structure development
Cellular component (GO): nucleus; RNA polymerase II transcription regulator complex
Molecular function (GO): retinoic acid-responsive element binding; nuclear steroid receptor activity; zinc ion binding
Source: RefSeq, a predicted model, not a curated record